Megalops cyprinoides (Indo-Pacific tarpon) is the source of this 2547-nucleotide messenger RNA. Its product is annotated as neutral amino acid transporter A-like. Gene Ontology annotation, cellular component: plasma membrane. Bases 36 to 1658 code for a protein of 540 amino acids. Gene Ontology annotation, molecular function: L-serine transmembrane transporter activity; L-alanine transmembrane transporter activity; symporter activity. Lineage: Eukaryota; Metazoa; Chordata; Actinopteri; Elopiformes; Megalopidae. Gene Ontology annotation, biological process: L-serine transport; L-glutamate transmembrane transport. The record is from RefSeq and is a predicted model, not a curated record. The transcript has 8 exons.
AGUCAGAACCGACUUGUGCUCAGUUUAAAAAAGAAAUGGAAGGGAAAGACGAAAGAAACGGGUACCCUGUGUCCGAGUGCUCGGUGUCCACCGCAACUAAAGUUGCAGGCAAAGGCGAUCCUCAAGCAUGCAAAGAAAAGUUUGUGGUGUUUUUGAAAAAGAAUCUUUUGGUUAUACUGACAGUGUCUGGGGUUUUGGUGGGCGCCGGACUCGGCAUGAUGGUCAGGAAUAUGAACCUUACUCGAGCGCAGAUGACUUACUUCGCCUUCCCCGGGGAACUGUUACUGAGGAUGCUGAAGAUGGUCAUCCUCCCCCUGGUCGUGUGCAGCCUGAUCUCGGGGGCAGCCAGUCUGGACACCCGAUCCUUGGGUAAACUGGGCGGAAUUGCCGUGUCAUACUUUUUGGUGACCACCCUCAUCGCUUCUGCCAUCGGUAUAGCUAUGGCCUUCAUUAUCAAGCCCGGGGUUGGUGCAGGUGCGCUGAACACCAAUAGCCUGGGUUUGGAAACAGUCACUACCAACAAGCAAACUACGGAUUCGUUCUUAGAUCUCCUCAGGAACUUGUUUCCGGCUAACCUUAUUGCUGCAGCCUUUCGCACAUAUGCCACCGAUUACAAGAUCAUCACAGUGGGGAACUUCAGCAAUGGGAGCCUUACCUCCCAGAUGGUCCCUGUGGGAACAGACACCGAGGGCAUGAACAUCCUGGGCCUAGUGCUGUUUGCCAUGGUCUUCGGCGUGGCCCUGAGGAAGCUGGGUACCGAGGGAGAGCUGCUCAUCCAGUUCUUCAACGCCUUCAACGAAGCCACCAUGGUGCUCGUCUCCUGGAUCAUGUGGUACGUGCCCGUUGGCAUCAUGUUCCUGGUGGGCAGUAAGAUCGUGGAGAUGGAGGACGUUGUCCUGCUGGUCACCAGUCUGGGGAAGUACAUCCUGGCCUCCAUCCUUGGGCACAUCAUCCACGGGGGCGUUGUUCUGCCCCUCAUCUACUUCACAUUCACCCGGAAGAAUCCCUUCAGCUUCCUGUCCGGCCUCAUCACCCCCUUCACCACUGCCUUUGCAACAUGUUCCAGCUCAGCGACCCUGCCCUCCCUGAUGAAGUGCGUGGAGGAGAACAACGGCGUGGACAAGAGGAUCAGCCGCUUCAUCCUGCCCAUCGGCGCCACGGUCAACAUGGACGGAGCCGCCAUCUUCCAGUGCAUCGCCGCCGUCUUCAUUGCGCAGCUCAACAACGCUGAGCUCAACGCCGGGCAGAUCUUCACCAUCCUGGUGACCGCCACGGCAUCCAGCGUCGGGGCAGCUGGGAUACCGGCCGGGGGGAUCAUCACGAUUGCCAUCAUCCUGGAGGCCAUCGGGCUGCCCACCAACGACCUGUCGCUCAUGCUGGCUGUUGACUGGAUUGUGGACCGCACGACCACAGUGGUGAACGUGGAGGGUGACGCCCUGGGGGCUGGCAUCCUCCACCACAUCAACGAGAAGGAGAUGAAGAAGCAGAAGCAGCUGCUCCAGGAGGGGGGCGAGGAGCUGGCGGCGGUAAGGGUGGAGGCCGUGGCUAACGUUCGGGCUGAAGACGAAACGUCGCCGCUUGUCACACACCUCAGCCAGGCCCAGGACUGCUCUGUGGAGAUGUUUGAGGAGAAGGAAGCCAUAGAGUCGGUUCUCUGAACUGGAAAAAAAAAGCAAGCUUCCCCUCACAUCAGAAACACCCCACAGGCAGUUAGUUAACACCACUACCAAGCCAUUUUUACCUCUAACUAGAAAGGUCACUGACUUGAACGUCCUCCCAACUAUGUGCCAUAGUAACAAGGCAUAGAUGCUGAACUCUACUAUGGGUUUGUAUUUGGGUUAGUCAUGCUGUCUAACUAUUUGCCUGUGGAAUUUAUUGUCAGUUCCUUCCUAUGGGAAUACCACACUUUUUAAAAGGGAACAAUCCCUACAGUGGAUAAGCUAAGAGGUGAGGAUCAAUGAGAAUAUACAGACUGACCAGUCUGUUUGCCUGUUACAUUUUCACUUGGCACAUCAAAUAUUAACACCAUAUAAAAACACCUUUGUUUGCAAGGAGAGGAGGAGGAACAUGUAAAUAUUUAAAUAUGGUACCUCUCCAAUCGGGAACACAAAGGAUUUGCUUGACUGACUCAUAGUGAACCACAGUGCACCAAGAUGAAAACGCUGCUUCUUCUGUUGUUCAGUUCUGUUUGAAUUUACUCCAAGAUCAAGGUGAAACAUAUAUGUACCUGAAGUCGUUCAGUGACAAAGACUCAGUUCCUUAAGAGGUUCAAAACAAAAUAAGACCAAAACAGGUUUUUAUCUCUGUUCUGUUCAGAAAGAGAGAGAUGUCUGUCAGAAAAUGUUUGAGCAGAGAAUUUGCUAUCUGGAAAUGGCUGUUUUCCAUGAACAGGUCCAGGCAUUAGAUGGCAGUUGUUUUUUACAGUUGGUCUAUGUAGUAUAUUGCCACCCAGAGGCUAAUUUCAGUUUUUGUAACUUUUUCCAUCAUUUUUACAAAAGGAAAAUAGCAAAAAAUAUAAAAUAUAUAUUUGGACAUUUCCUAGUUUAG